Triplophysa rosa is the source of this 2751-nucleotide messenger RNA. RefSeq names its product NOTCH regulated ankyrin repeat protein b (gene nrarpb). The transcript has 2 exons. The record is from RefSeq and is a predicted model, not a curated record. Bases 516 to 848 code for a protein of 110 amino acids. Gene Ontology annotation, molecular function: protein binding; phosphatase regulator activity; enzyme inhibitor activity. Gene Ontology annotation, cellular component: cytoplasm. Lineage: Eukaryota; Metazoa; Chordata; Actinopteri; Cypriniformes; Nemacheilidae.
UGUACUUGAGUAGGGUAAAAAUACUCCACUACUGUCCACUUUUAUUUUAUUUUAAGGGUUUAUGAGGUUUACAACAAAUCAAAUCCCGCACUUUUACACAGCAGUUAUUUUCCUAUUUGCGCAGCAACACUCACUUUUCUGUGCUGUCCUAUAAAGCAGCCUAUGAAAUGAACGCAGUCUCCACCCAUUCCAGACCAACUUUUUGACGGGCUAUUGUUAUUCAAACGAGUCUCAAUAGGCGGAAUCGAGUCUAUCAGCCACACCGGAGCGCGCAGUCAGAACGCAGAGUGCGCAGAGGCCAUUCAACACCCGUUCGUGGGAACCACAGAGAACAUUGGACCACCACAGGCAGUAUGGACCACUGAAGUUGCCAGGACGCGAAACUUUAAUUCACCGUAUGUCGGAACAUAUAAAGGGGGAUUUGUGAAUACCUAGGACGCUGGUCUUUGGUUUUUAACCUCGUGGGAAGUUGGUUGUUACAGAAGCAGAACUGAAGGGCUCUACCUGUUGAGAUCAUGAGUCAGGACAUGACUUGCUCCGCGCGUCAGCGAGUGUUUCAGGAAGCGCUUAGGAAGGGCAACACCAAGGAGCUUCAUUCCCUCUUGCAAAACAUGACAAACUGCGAAUUUAACGUGAACUCGUUCGGACCCGAGGGACAGACGGCGCUGCACCAGUCCGUGAUCGACGGCAACUUGGAGUUAGUGAAGCUGCUCGUGAAGUUCGGCGCGGACAUCCGCCUGGCCAACAGAGACGGAUGGAGCGCGCUGCACAUAGCGGCGUUUGGUGGACACCAGGACAUCGUCCUUUACCUCGUGACGCGGGCGAAAUACUCCUCGAGCGCAAUCUGAACAAUCAAAGAGAAUAUGACACUGUACCUAUCACAUUUGACCCCUUUGUGCCAAAGUAAAAGACAGCAGCUGUGCGAUGUAACGCGUUUGGGAAAUCUGUAGGCACAGAAUUGAAACAAAAGGCAACCCUGCUGAAAAAAACCCAAUAGAAAUUCUAAUGGAAUUCUAAUUUAUUUAUAAAGAACAUCGAAACCAUUACAAAAUUCCGUUAUGUGGUGUGCUUAAGGCCUAAUUCCAGUUGGACGUAAUGCCAGAAAACAUCCCACCAAUAGAACCAUUACCAGAUCCCAUAAUAAUCCAUUAGAAUUUCUGCGAUGGUUUUGUUUAGCAGGGAAUUUUAGGGUUGGUACAAUGUCAUGAAUGCGGUUUGUCAACUUUUAAUGCACGAUGAAAAUGUUCACAGAUGACAGGUUAAACACUCGGAUCUCCACGAGAAAACUGACAUGUCCUACAAGAUGCAGAAUUACAUUAUACAAUCUCUCUGCGUGUUCUCUAAACAGGGACUGAUGUCAGAUACCUCAAGUGUAACGCAUUUAAUAUGAUGACAUUGCAGGUUAGUAUACCGUGGACAAUUCAGGAUGAUCCAUUUCUUAUCUCCUAAAUUAUAAUAUUCAAGACUAUACACUAUCUGGCCCAGACACUACCACACAGGCCUGGAUUUUGCCAUCAUAGUCAGUAUUGUUACUGGUCUGAGUUCCCAUUCGAAUUGAAUUUCUCACAUUUUUAACGCAGCUUCAUUUUAGAGAAGCUCUAAUGGUAAAUGUCAAACUCCUCACAUUUCAAGUUCAAUCUUACUGUUUUGUCAUUCAGAUGCUGAGAGCACAGAACAGUGGUUUAAAGGGAUAGUUCAUCUGAAAAUAAAAACGAUGUCAUUUAUUUACCCACAUGCCUUUCCAAACCUGUAUAUGAAUGUUCUGUUGAACACAAAAGUAGAUAUUUUGAGAAAUGUGGUCCGUACAAUGGGGCCCAACGUUGUUUGGUUUCCAACGUGCUUCAAAAUAUCUUCAUAUAAAAUAUAAAAGUAAGUCAUACAGGUAUGGAAUGACAUCGAAGGGUAUAGAAAUGUUCAUUUGUGGGUGAGCUUUUGUCUCAGAACCAGCGCCAACUCAGGCAUGACGUGGUAAGGUUUGAAAACGUCGCGACUUUGGGAACGCUUCAAAGCCAGUAUGGAAAUAUGCAUCACUUAUACUUGAGAAUGUUUUAAAUAUUGCACUGAUGGCUGUUUUAUGACUUGUUGGUGUCAUGCCAACUUUUAAAGAUACUAUUUUUCUAAAUGGAAAAACGAUUCUUAAUGUAUGAAAGCUCCAGGGUGGUGUUCACUCAUUCUUUAUGAAGGCAUUUAUAUGCCGGCAUGCGAAUUGAAUUACUGUAUGUAUCAUUUUGUAAAACACUCUGCUUGAAUGUCUCUCAAACACAUGCAUAUCAACUGUGUUAAGGGCGGUGUUAUGCGUGUCCAUGUUGACACGAUGAGAGAACAUCCAAGUAAAGUGUCCAGACAGAAAUCUUGGAGCACUUCUUAUCUGAAGUCCCAUCCUCCUCUUUUUAAGGGGGGUGCUACAUGGUAAAAACCAGUGUAACCAGACGUUGCACAAUGCACAAGUCUUUACUUGAUAAUGCCAUAACAUUUAUGACAUGAGAGUAAAAGUUCCUUCUUUGAUCGAGAUAAAAGUCAAAUAACUGUGAUGAUAUUUUGUUUUGGACCAACUUUGAAAAUGUUAUUUUUGGAAUAUUAUGUUUGGAAACGAGGCCUCUCGUAAUGUUUUUCGUGAAUUGUUAUUUUGUCAUGUUUUUAUAUUUGUUUAGCUGUUUAUGUUUGAAAGGAUGUAAGUGGUCACAUGCAAAGAUAUUGCUUGCUGUAUUUUGUACAAAGGCAUUUAAAUAUUAAAUUCUGUGGUUUGAAAUA